Arachis ipaensis is the source of this 816-nucleotide messenger RNA. RefSeq lists its product as uncharacterized. NCBI's taxonomy places the organism in Eukaryota, Viridiplantae, Streptophyta, Magnoliopsida, Fabales, Fabaceae. The record is from RefSeq and is a predicted model, not a curated record.
AUGGAGGAGGUUGGUCCUAAGCUUAUACUUGUGAGGGAGGAGGUACAAAAUGAAGAAGUUGAGGAGGAGAUGGAGUUGGGUGAAAAUGAGAAGGAAGAUAUUGUAAGAGAAGAUGAGGAUUUAUUGAAGUCCAAAGAACCAAAGAGGAAAAAUCCCCUUGAGGAGCCCACACCAAUACCUUUUCCAUCGGUGGCCAAGAAAGCUAAGAAGCAUGAGGAACUUGAUCCUAAUGUGGUGCAAAUUUUCAAGAAUGUGGAGGUCAUUGUUCCCCUUUUUCAAGCCAUCCAACAAGUUCCGAAAUACGCCAAAUUCUUAAAGGAUGUUUGUACUCACAAGGAGAAAAUUGGUGAGUUAGGGAAGAGUCCGGUGAGCAAUUCUAUCUCUUCUCUCAUUCAGGAAAAGUAUAGUAAUCCUGGUCCUUGUUUGGUAACUUGUGUGAUUGGUGGAAUGAAAUUCAUGGAUUGUAUGUGUGACUUGGGAGCGUGUGUGAGUAUCAUGCCGCUUUCCAUCUAUAAGAAGUUGAACUUGGUACCAUUAAAGCGGUCCGGAGCUAGAUUUGUGUUGGCGGAUAAGAGCAAAGUAUCGGUUGUGGGUAUUGCAGAAAAUGUGUUGGUGAACAUUCAAGAAUUGUUAUUUCCGAUGGACUUCCAUAUCUUGGAAACACCUCCAAUUGACUCGGAUAAGCCAUCUUCCAUCCUACUUGGAAGACUAUUCUUGAAGACAUCCUGGUUUAAGUUACAUGCAUUUUCGGGAGCUUAUGCGUUUGAAGCCGAAGGAAAAGCGGUAAAGUUCAUGUUGGAUGGAACCAUGAAAUAA